UGCUGUGAACGGUGAAGCGUGUUAAACGAUGGACGAAAAAAUAUCAAAGUCAAAAUCUGUGAAUCGGCAUUAUUGUUGUGUGUGCAAAAAUUACAGGGGGAAACUUGUAGACUGUAAAAAUAUAACAUUACACCGAUUUCCCUCGAACGUAGUUGUGAGAGCGGCCUGGUUGAAACGUAUCAAAGUUAUUAGUCAGAAUUUUAAACUGAAUGAGAGAGACGAUCGUCUAUGUUCUGCUCAUUUUAAAGGUGACUACGUGAAAGGCAACGUACCUUCGGUAUUCAUACUGGAUGAUGGGAGAGUCAAGACCUUUGCAACAAAUACAGUGGAAUAUGGCGAUGUGCCAGAGGUGAAUACAACAUCUGACCAGUUUGAGUUGCAGAUUUCAGAGGAUAUCACCAAUGUCACAUUUGUCUCCGAAUUAUCAAAUGAAUACGCAUCUGUUAUGCUUCAUGACUACUGUGGACCGGUUUACUCAAAUAUUGAUAAUUUUUGUCAGAACUUAAAUAAGAACGAACAGACACAUACAUUGUCUACACACGAUUGUUCAACUCAGACACCAUGUAUUCCUGAAAUGACGUCAGUUUGUACACAAACCUGUUCCAUUCCUCUUGUGGAUAUCACUGAAUUAGCAAAAAGUGGUAUAAUGAGGAAAGAUAUGAAAUCUGUAGGAAUACAAGCAGUAAGACCUGAUCUCGUUAUUGAAGACAUUAUGGAUUCUGAUGACAAAUGUAUGUUUUACACUGGACUACCAAAUGCUGCUACAUUCAAAGUUUUGUUUAGUGAACUGCCUGAUGCAGAAACAUUCACUCACAGAGCUGGCAGUGGAAAUAUUCCAGGUCGACCUAGGAUGCUAAGACUGAUUGAUGAGUUUUUUCUUGUGCUGCUUCGUGUUAGACUGGGGCUUCUAUUAGAAGAUAUUUCUACAUCUACCUGCAGUAACAUUACCAUUCAUUGGAUUUCUUAUUUAAGUGUGAAGUUAUCAUCUUUAACACCAUUUCCAUCAAAAGCUAUUGUACAGAAAACAAUGCCCAACAAAUUCAAAAAAAAAUAUCCUAACUGUCGAAUUAUAAUUGAUUGCACAGAAAUUUUUACAGAAAAUCCUCAGUCAUUAAAAAAUAAAAGUUUAAUGUUUUCACAUUAUAAAUCACACAUGACUUACAAAGCUCUUUUGGGAAUAAGCCCAUCAGGUGUAAUAACAUUUGCUUCUGACCUGUGGGCAGGAAGUAUUAGUGACAAACAACUGACACUAAAUUGUGGCAUACUGGACCUUUGCCAAAGAGGCGAUUCCAUAAUGGCUGACAAAGGUUUCCUUAUCUCAGAUUUAACAAUUCCAAGAGGAAUUAGGUUAAUUAUUCCACCCUUAAAAUACCAACGUUUCACAAGAAGACAAGUUGAGGAAACAAGAAGGAUUGCUAAUCUUCGAAUAGAUGUUGAACGAGCCAUGGAACGUGUCAAAAAUUUCAGAAUUUUACAAGGUGUUAUACCAAUUACUUUAGCACACCAAGCUACUAAAAUAUGGAAGAUUUGUGUUGGUUUAUCCAAUUUGUUGCCCCCACUUGUUCAUGAUGAAGAUGACUGAUUAACAUUGAUAACAUUUUUAAAAAUCUAUUACAUGUGGACAUGCUUCAUCAUUUAGCAUUCAUGUACGCACUAGUUUGUAAAUUAAAAAAAGUUCAUACAUGUAAUUACUAGUGAUGCGCAGUAUUAUCAGUAUACCUAUAUGUUAUGAUUCAAAAGCUAAAUAAUACAUAUUAGGAUACACCCCUCCUGUACCGAUACACUCGGUAAUCUCCGUAAACGUCCGUAGUUAAUCGGAAACACCAAUCUUUUGAUUGAUUAAUUGCUUUGACUGGUUCUUUUUAUCUACAGUUGUGAACUAUAGAACCAGCCGACCAUUGUUUAGUGAUCUAUCACUAAAUAAACUUUAGUAUACUGAGAUGAUGAAUGUGUUUCGAGGUUUAAAUAAUAAACUUCCAACUUAUAUGCUGCAUUUUAUUUAUUUUGUAAGAAGCUUUUCUCAAAAUACUGUUUAAACUGUUUUAAAUAAUUGAUUUGUCUUAAAAACAAAUGCAGUUGAUAAAAGUUACAAAUUGGGAAAUGUUUCUCAGACCCAUAUGUAGCUGCAAAUUAUUUGUUAAUAUUAAUUUCAGCCCUGAACACAAACACCUACGUGAAUUUUUUUUACAAGAGAUGUACUACUAAUUAAUACAUUCAAUGUUAAAUGUGAUUUUAUAUUUAUGUAUUCUAUUUAGAAAUAUACACAUGACGUUAUUAACAUCCACUGUAACUUAACAUAAAUGAAUAUCAGACAACAUAUAUGUUCUUUCAACAUUAAAACAAUAUUAAAAGAUAAUGAAAAUUAUUCAUGUUUGAAACUACACAAAUUAAGAGAAAUAGUUUCA
Molecule: messenger RNA, 2405 nt
Organism: Gigantopelta aegis
Lineage: Eukaryota; Metazoa; Mollusca; Gastropoda; Neomphalida; Peltospiridae
Exons: 2
Coding region: 29-1582 (517 amino acids)
Source: RefSeq, a predicted model, not a curated record